AUGUCUGAUUCAAUGUCAAGUUUCUUGCAUAUUGGGGAUAUUGUUUCCCUCUAUGCAGAAGGCACUGUCAAUGGGUUUAUAAGCACUUUGGGACUGGUAGAUGACCGUUGUGUGGUGGAACCAGCAGCAGGAGAUCUGGACAAUCCACCCAAAAAGUUCAGAGACUGCCUGUUCAAGGUCUGUCCUAUGAGCCGAUACUCGGCACAGAAGCAGUUCUGGAAAGCUAAGCAGGCCAAACACGAGAAGGACAAGAUUGCAGAUGUAGUACUUCUUCAGAAAUUACAGCAUGCGUCCAACCUGGAGCAGAAACAGAAUGAAGCAGAGAACAAGAAGGUCCAUGGUGAUGUGGUGAAGUACGGCAGUGUUAUCCAGCUGCUACAUAUGAAGAGCAACAAGUACCUGACUGUGAACAAGCGUCUGCCUGCCCUGCUGGAAAAGAAUGCCAUGAGAGUUACGCUGGACGCCACGGGAAAUGAAGGCUCCUGGCUUUUCAUCCAGCCCUUUUGGAAACUGCGAGCCAACGGGGACAAUGUAGUGGUUGGAGACAAAGUGAUCCUAAACCCUGUUAACGCAGGCCAGCCCCUACAUGCCAGCAACUACGAACUCACCGACCACCCUGGCUGCAAAGAGGUGAAUUCUGUGAAUGGCAACACCAGCUGGAAGAUUAACCUGUUUAUGAUGUACAGUGACCACAAAGAUGAAGUCCUCAAAGGAGGGGACGUGGUUCGUCUCUUCCACGCCGAGCAGGAAAAGUUUUUGACCUGUGACGAGUACAAAUCCAAACUGCACGUCUUUCUCCGCACCACCCUGCGCCAGUCAGCUACCUCAGCCACCAGCUCCAAUGCACUGUGGGAAGUGGAGGUGGUACAUCACGACCCUUGUCGUGGAGGAGCGGGGCACUGGAACAGUUUGUACCGUUUCAAACACCUGGCAACAGGAAACUACCUUGCUGCAGAGGAGAAUCCAGGAUAUAAAGAGGAGAGUAAUGAUAUGCAGUUAAUGAGGGACAGCGCCCGCAAUAAGAGGAGUUUAGGAGAGAGGAUAAAAUACAAACUGGUGGCUGUUUCACAGGGGAAUGAUAUUGCCUCCCUCUUCGAACUGGACCCCACCACCCUGCAGAAAACCGAUUCAUUCGUUCCCAGAAAUUCCUACGUGCGUUUUCGUCAUCUGUGCACCAAUACAUGGAUCCAGAGCACAAAUGUGCCCAUUGACAUUGAUGAAGAGAGACCCAUCCGUUUAAUGCUGGGCACUUGCCCCACUAAAGAGGAUAAGGAAGCGUUUGCGAUUGUGUCCGUGCCAGUCAUGGAGAUCCGGGACCUGGAUUUUGCAAAUGAUGCUAGUUUCAUGUUGAGCACAGUGGUCGACAAGUUCAAUAAUGGUUUCAUCAGUCAGAAUGACCGCAGAUUUGCCAUUAAGCUGCUAGAAGACCUUGUGUUCUUUGUGGUGGACACUCCUAACAGUGGUCAGGCAGUACUGGAGGUCACAAUGACCAAGCCCAACCGAGAGAGACAGAAGCUUAUGCGUGAACAAAACAUUCUCAAACAGGUAUUUGGGAUUAUCAAAGCUCCAUUUAAAGAGAGAGAGGGAGGUUCUGUGCUUCGUCUGGAGGAGUUGUCAGACCAGAAAAAUGCCCCCUACCAAUACAUGCUGCGCCUCUGCUAUCGUAUAUUGCGUCACUCACAAGAAGACUAUCGCAAAAAUCAGGAGUACAUUGCCAAGCAGUUUGGAGUUAUGCAGUCUCAGAUUGGUUAUGACAUCCUCGCUGAGGACACCAUUACUGCAUUGCUGCACAACAACCGUAAACUGCUGGAGAAGCACAUCACAAAGACUGAGGUGGAGACCUUUGUCAGUCUGGUGCGCAGGAACAGAGAACCCAGGUUUCUGGAUUACUUGUCAGACCUGUGUGUGUCUAAUAAUGUGGCCAUCCCCGUAACCCAGGAGCUCAUCUGUAAGUGUGUCCUGGAUCCCAAGAACCAGGACAUUCUCAUUAAAACAGAACGACGAACUCCCAAGGAGAACUCCCAUGCGUCUGAGUUUAUGGAGGACUUUGGAGAGGAAGAUGAAGUGUGGCUGGUCUGGACCGACAAGACGAAUGAGAAGCAAGAGAAGAGCAUUCGUCAGCUGGCCCAGGAGGCCAGACAGGGAAAUGCUCAUGACGAAAAUGUGCUGACAUACUACAGGUACCAGCUGAAGCUGUACGCACGAAUGUGUCUGGAUAGGCAGUACUUGGCCAUAGACGAGAUUUCGAAGCAGCUGGAUGUGGAACUGAUAUUUCUUUGUAUGAUGGAUGAGACGCUGCCCUAUGACCUGCGUGCGUCCUUCUGCAGGCUCAUGCUGCAUGCGCAUGUCGACCGUGACCCUCAGGAGCUCGUUACGCCUGUCAAGUUCGCUCGGUUGUGGACCGAGGUUCCCACCUCUAUCUCCAUCAAAGAUUAUGACUCUCACAUGGACUCCUCGAGAGACAAUAAGAAAAACAAAUUUGCCAACUCCAUGGCGUUUAUGGAGGAAUAUCUCAACAACGUCCUCAACGAUGACCUGCCUUUUGCUAAUGAAGAGAAGAAUAAACUUACCUACGAGGUGGUGAGUCUUGCCAGACAUCUCAUCUACUUUGGAUUCUACAGCUUCUUUGAGCUACUGAGGCUGACACGCACACUGCUUGGUAUUAUCGACUGUAUCCCAAAUCCAGCCCUUGCAAACCAUCCGUUCCAAGAUGAUGGUGCCGGGAAGAACAUGAAACGCUCCAUUCAUGGAAUGGGACAGAUGAUGAGCACUAUGGUUCUUAGCCGAAAGCAGUCCAUGUUUAUAGGGCCGGGGCGACCAGGCAUUAACCUGGACGGCCGCAGCAAAGACAGCAUCAACAAUCAGGACAUCACUGUAAUGGACACCAAACUGAAGAUUCUGGAGAUACUACAGUUCAUUCUAAAUGUGCGUCUAGACUACCGUCUGUCAUUCUUGCUGUCUGUCUUCAAGAAGGAAUUUGUUGAGGUUUAUCCCAUGGCAGAUGCAGAUGCCACAUCAUCCACAGAGCAUGCAGCCACCAUAAACCUACAGCGUAUUGGGGAGCAGGCGGAGGCCAUGUUUGGUGUUGCGAAGGGGAACAGCAUUCUGGAGGUGGACGACGAGGGAGGGCGCAUGUUUCUGCGUGUGCUGAUCCAUCUCAUCAUGCAUGAGUAUCCCCCCUUGGUCUCUGGGGCCCUUCAACUCCUCUUCAAACACUUUAGCCAGAGACAGGAGGUUCUGCAUGCCUUUAAGCAGGUCCAGCUACUGAUAUCAACUCAAGACGUAGACAAUUACAAACUCAUAAAGAGCGACCUCGAUCGCUUGCGCACCAUGGUGGAAAAAUCUGAGCUCUGGGUUGACAAGAAAGGGAGCUCAGGGGGAGAUGGAAAGAAAGACAAGAAAGAAAAGAAAGACAAGGGAGAGGUGGGUCCUCCUUCUGACGAAGGUGUUACCAAGAAGGAUAAGCUUGAGAAGAGCAAUGAAAACUACCAAACAGUCAAAGAGAUCCUGGAGAGACUUAAUAGGAUGUGCAACACUGGUGUUCUCAAGAAGCAACAGAGACUCCUGAAGAACAUGGGAGCGCAUAAUUUCAUGCUUGACCUGUUGCAAGUGUCCUAUGAUAAGAACGACACAAAAAUGCAAGAGAUCAUCAAGUACACCCACCUCUUCCUGCAAAAAUUCUGCACAGGAAAUGUAGAGAAUCAAACUCUGCUCCAUAAGCACUUAAACCUCUUCCUCAACCCUGGGCUCCUAGAGGCAGAGACGGUCCAGCACAUCUUCAGCAACAACUACCAGCUGUGUACAGAGAUUAACGAGUCUGUGCUUCAACACUUCAUUAACUGCCUGGCCACUCAUGGACGACACGUGCAGUACCUCAACUUCCUGCAUACCAUUAUCAAGGCCGAGGGAAAGUACGUGAAGAAAUGCCAGGACAUGAUAAUGACUGAGCUGACCAAUGCCGGGGAGGACGUGGUGGUGUUUUACAAUGAUAAGGAGUCCUUUGCGACCAUGCUGCAGCUGAUGGCCGAAGCCAGAGAAGGGGUUCAGGAGAACAGUCCUCUCCGUUACCACAUCUCUCUGGUGGAGCUGUUGGCCGCGUGUGCGGAAGGGAAGAAUGUGUACACUGAGAUCAAAUGCACCUCGCUGCUGCCCCUAGAGGACAUAGUGAGAGUGGUCACACAUGAAGACUGUAUUACAGAGAUUAAAAUCGCCUACGUGAACUUUGUGAACCACUGCUAUGUGGACACCGAGGUAGAAAUGAAAGAAAUCUACACCAGCAACCACAUCUGGAAUCUGUUUGAAAACUUCACUGUGGAUAUGGCCAGGGUAUGCAGUAACAGAGAGAAACGACUUGCUGAUCCGGUUUUGGAGAAAUACGUCAUUAAUGUGGUGUUAGACACCAUCAAUGCCUUCUUUAGCUCUCCGUUCUCAGAGAACAGCACCUCUUUACAGUCCCAUCAUACCAUUGUGACCCACCUGCUGCAGUCCACCAUGCGUCUCCUGGACUGUUCGUGGCUUCCAACGCAGCACAGAGGACUGGUGGACACCUGCAUACGCACUCUCUCCAUGACCGCAAAGAGUAGAUCCAUUUCAGUUCCCAUUGAGUUGGAGGCUCAGAUCAGUCUGAUGCUAAACAACAGUGCUAUGAACUCUCUGUCUCGCUCGAGCGGCCAUCAGAAGAGCACCUCUCGCUCCAGUCGCCCCACUGUCUCCAACAACCCUUUAGACUACAAAAACAUCAUAGAGAAACUCCAGGACAUAAUUAACACACUGGAGGAGCGUUUGAAGCCGCUGGUGAACGCUGAGCUCUCUGUGUUGGUGGACGUGCUGCAGCAGCCUGAGCUGUUAUUCCUGGAGGGCACUGAUGCCAGGGCACGCUGUGAAUCCGGGGGCUUCAUCUCCAAGCUCAUCAUGCACACUAAAGCACUUAUGAACUCAGAGGAGAAACUUUGCAUUAAGGUUCUGAGAACUCUUCAAGAAAUGCUCAUCCGUACUCUAGACUUCGAUGAGAAGGGAAUUGCCCUGCGGAAGGUGCUGCUUCAAAACUACCUUUUCAACAACAACAAAAAAGGCAAUAGCAAGGCAGAUUUGGCUGAACUCGGAGGUGCAGAAGUUGAACGGGACUGGGCGGCGGUAGCCGCGGUGCAGUGUCGACUGGACCGAGAGGGAGGCACAAAGCUAUUCACGGACCUGGUCAUGAGUACUAAAAACGACAAGAUCUUUCGGGACAGUAUCCAGCUAGCCAUAUGCCUGCUGGAGGGAGGCAACACAGAAAUUCAGAACUCCUUCUACAAGCUAAUGAUGGGGGACAAUAAGUCAGAGAAGUUCUUCAAGGUCCUUCACGAUCGCAUGAGAAAUGCUCAACUUGAUAUCAAAGCCACCAUAUCUGUGAACGUUGGUGAAAUGAGCAACAAAGCAAGAGAUGACAAGGAUCUUGAAACCGGGUCUCAGCAGCUGGUUUAUCCACCUGCCGCUGUACCUCCUUUUGGUCAGCCGCAGUCCAUCGCACCACCUCAGGCCAUUGCACCUCCCCAUAAAAAACAGGAGGUGGAACCAGAGAUGAGCCCUUCUGUCAGCAUUAUGAAACCCAUCCUUCGCUUCCUACAGCUCCUCUGUGAGAACCACAACCAUGACUUGCAGAACUUUCUUCGAUGUCAGAACAACAAGACCAACUAUAAUCUGGUCUGCGAGACACUGCAGUUUCUGGACAUCAUGUGUGGUAGCACCACUGGAGGUUUAGGCCUGCUGGGCCUUUAUAUUAACGAGGGUAACGUGGGCCUAAUUACUCAGACUCUCGAGACGCUCACAGAGUACUGCCAGGGCCCAUGCCAGGAGAACCAGACUUGCAUCGUUACCCAUGAGUCUAAUGGCAUCGACAUCAUCACAGCUUUGAUUCUCAAUGACAUCAGUCCUCUGUGCCGCUACCGCAUGGAGAUGGUGCUGAAGCUCAAGGACAAUGCCUCUAAGCUCUUACUGGCCCUGAUGGAGAGUCGCCAUGAUAAUGAGAAUGCCGAGAGGAUCUUAUUUAACCUUCGACCCCGGGAACUGGUUGAAGUGAUAAAGAAGGCGUACCUACAGGAGAGCGAGCAUGAGGAUGGAGAAGUAUCACCCAGAGAAGUUGGCCACAACAUCUACAUCUUAGCUCUGCAGCUGGCUCGCCAUAACAAGAUAUUACUCCACCUGCUGAAGCCACCAAAGAGGGUUAAAGAAGAAGUAGAGGACAGCAUCUCUUCAAUGCUGAACCUGAACAACAAGCAGUUGUCUCAGAUGUUGAAGUCUACAGUACCAGCAGAAGUCACUGAGGAGGAUCCUCUGGAACACUAUGAAAGACAGACCGCACAAAUUGAGAUAGUGCGAGAGGAUCGCAGUAUGGAGCAGAUCGUCUUCCCUGUUCACCCCAUCUGUGAAUUCCUGACGGACGAGUCCAAAUUCCGCGUCUUUAACACCACGGAACAAGAUGAGCAAGGAAGCAAAGUCACGCAUUUUUUUGAACAGACUUCCUUCCUUCACAAUGAAAUGGAAUGGCAAAAGAAGCUUCGCAGUAUGCCAGUGCUCUACUGGUUUUCCCGCAGAAUGACUUUAUGGGGAAGCAUUUCCUUUAACCUGGCUGUCUUCAUCAACCUCAUCAUUGCCGUCUUUUAUCCCUAUAAUUCCGGCCAAGGUAAAGGUGUUGAUUCCUCCCUACUCUCCAUGCUCUUCUGGGGCUUCGCUGGUUUAUCCGUAAUGGGUCUGUUCUCCCAGCGCUAUGGGCUACGGCCCCUCACCAUAGCGCUCAUUCUACGCUCCAUCUACUAUUUUGGCAUCGGGCCUACUCUGAUUUUGCUUGGAACCCUAAACCUCAUCAAUAAGAUAGUGUUUGUGGUGAGUUUUGUGGGCAACAGAGGCACGUUCAUCAUGGGAUAUCGUGCCAUGGUGAUGGACAUGGAGUUCCUGUACCACUUGGCUUACGUUUUCACCAGCACGCUGGGCUUGUGUGUCCACGAGCUCUUCUACAGCAUACUGCUGUUUGAUUUGAUCUACCGUGAGGAAACCCUCUUCAACGUCAUUAAGAGCGUGACACGUAACGGCCGCUCCAUCCUGCUAACGGCGCUCCUGGCCCUAAUCCUGGUCUACCUCUUCUCCAUCGUGGGAUUCCUCUACCUGAAGAAUGACUUCAUCAUGGAAGUGGACCGACUACCUGGUAUGCAUAUGACCAACGGUUUAAAACAUGGAGCUCAGGAGUCUGUGGGUUCCUGUAGUGGAGAUGGGGUUAGCUGCACUGCUGCUGAGAAAUCAGUCCCUGCUGUUCUCGAAGAGCAAGAUGACACAGAGCGUGCCUGUGAUACACUGUUAAUGUGUAUCGUCACUGUGCUUAAUCAUGGCCUGAGGAAUGGAGGAGGAGUGGGAGAUGUCCUCCGCAAGCCUUCGAAAGAUGAGGCGCUGUUCCCAGCUCGAGUGGUCUACGACCUGCUCUUCUAUUUCAUUGUCAUUAUCAUUGUCCUAAAUCUGAUCUUUGGCGUCAUUAUUGACACCUUUGCGGACCUGCGUAGUGAAAAGCAGAAGAAAGAGGAGAUCCUUAAGACAACCUGCUUCAUCUGCGGUCUUGAGAGGGAUAAGUUUGACAAUAAAACAGUGUCUUUUGAGGAACACAUUAAGGUGGAGCACAACAUUUGGAACUACCUGUACUUCAUCGUGUUGGUGCGUGAGAAGAAUAAAACUGACUAUACAGGUCCAGAGAGCUAUGUGGCUCACAUGAUCAAGAAUAAAAAUCUGGACUGGUUUCCACGCAUGCAGGCCAUGUCGCUAGUGGUAACAGAAGGGGAAGGAGAACAGAACGAGAUGAGAAACUUACAAGAUAGACUGUCCGCCACCAUGAAGGUGGUCACUCAACUUACAGCACAGCUAUUGGAGCUCAAAGAACAGAUGACAGAGCAGAGGAAAAGAAGGCAAAGAAUGGGUUUUGUAGAUGCCCAAUCUACUUCCAAUCCCGGAAUGCCACCGAGUGCUGCUGGAGGAAAUCAUCAGAUCAACAAGUCUUGA
Chanos chanos (milkfish) is the source of this 8019-nucleotide messenger RNA. RefSeq names its product inositol 1,4,5-trisphosphate receptor, type 3 (gene itpr3). The record is from RefSeq and is a predicted model, not a curated record. Gene Ontology annotation, biological process: calcium ion transmembrane transport. The coding region runs from base 1 to 8019 and encodes 2672 amino acids. Gene Ontology annotation, molecular function: inositol 1,4,5-trisphosphate-gated calcium channel activity; inositol 1,4,5 trisphosphate binding. The transcript is spliced from 58 exons. Lineage: Eukaryota; Metazoa; Chordata; Actinopteri; Gonorynchiformes; Chanidae. Gene Ontology annotation, cellular component: membrane; endoplasmic reticulum.